UGCAAUCGCACUUACUGGCUCAGACAUGUCUCUUCUCCCUGACCUGAUCAAAGCCGUGAAUAGCGGUCUUGUGCUCUUCCCAGGGAUGGGCGAUGCGUACGCUGCGCGGGACGAGAACGGAGUGCUUGUUGGCUUUCUCGUAUCCUCUUUGCCUGGCCAGCUCCUUUUUGCAACAGAGGGGUCCAGAGCCUAUGGGUUCUCAGACUAUGCUGCACGACUCUCUAGCGAUGCGCGAGAGUACUUUUUGGAAAUGAUACCUAAAAUGUCUCCUGAGACCAACGAAGAGUCUCAGGUAACGCUUGCGUAUAUCAGCGUCGAACUGGCCCGCUGA
Messenger RNA from Phanerochaete carnosa HHB-10118-sp, 331 nucleotides. RefSeq lists its product as uncharacterized. The transcript has 3 exons. The record is from RefSeq and is a predicted model, not a curated record. Lineage: Eukaryota; Fungi; Basidiomycota; Agaricomycetes; Polyporales; Phanerochaetaceae. The coding region runs from base 26 to 331 and encodes 101 amino acids.